This is a messenger RNA of Carica papaya (papaya), 731 nucleotides long. RefSeq names its product Fe(3+) dicitrate transport system permease. The record is from RefSeq and is a predicted model, not a curated record. NCBI's taxonomy places the organism in Eukaryota, Viridiplantae, Streptophyta, Magnoliopsida, Brassicales, Caricaceae.
AGAAAUGGAACCUUUCAAGGACUCUUCUUGUCACUGCUUUUGGAGCAGUCUUGCAUGUAAUAUCAACUUCACUUCUCGGUAUAACAGCAAUCACAAUGGCAAACACUAUUGCUGGUGGCCACAGUCAUAUGCAUAACCAACCCAUGGAGAAAAUGGCUGUUGCUGGACUCGUCCUUGUUCCUGCCUUAUCUCCUUGUGCAACCACGCUGCCAGUUUUUCUUGCUGUUGGGAAUUCAAAGUCCAUGAUGGUUCUUGCCAUUAUAGUGCUUCUGAUCAGCACUAUAACAGUGAUGACUUCACUGGUGGCUCUAUCAUUUUAUGGUGCCAGCCAGCUCAAAUUCCAUUGGGUAGAACGGUACGACAAACUUCUAGUGGGAUCGGUUCUAUGCUUGGUGGGAAUUCUAACCCUCAUUUUUCACGAUCACAAUCACAAUCAUAUCGGAGAGGGAGUUUCUGCCGGAGAGCAUUUACAUAGAAAAAUCAUAACUCUCUGAAAAUUGCUCUACUAUCCUACGAAGUGUUUAUAUAUAUAUAUAUAUAUAUAGAUAGUUAUUCUGAAAGAAAAAUUGUUCACUUGAACCAACUAGGCCUACUAGUGAACUUUUUGUUCACUGCACCAAAUGUGUAUUUCCAUUGUUUUCUCCUACUAUUCAUUCUGAUGUAUUGUGAGUGCAGUUGUAAUUCAAUGUAAAAUUGCCUUAAAGCAGGUGAGGAGCAGCUUCUUUCUGGUA